ACAGACGCAAAAAAUAAAAUUUUGUAAAAGAAAUUUCUCUUAAAAUUUCAAUUAAUUCACAUAAAACCUGUAGUUAAAAAUGAAUGCACAAUCUCAAUCACAAGAGAGAGCCUAUAUUGCUCUUUUGGGAUUAGCGGAGCAUUUCAGAAACACUUGCAACAUAAGAAAAUCAAUACAAUGUUUAGAAGCGUUAUUCACAUUUUCACCGCUCUCCAAGAAAGUUGAGGCACGAACUCAUCUACAAAUCGGACAAAUGCUUUUCACAUACACAAAUAAUGUAGAUUUGGCUCGUUCACAUCUUGAGCAAGCUUGGAGUCUCAGCCAAAACAUACAAGGAUUUGACGAUAUAAGAUUCGACUCAAGUUGUACUCUUUCACAACUUUAUCAACAAGAAAAUCAAUCCGAUACUGCCAAAACUAUUUUACGCAAGGCGAUAGAGAACUCUCAACAUAAUAUUUAUUGGUAUUCGAAGCUGCUUUUUAAAAUUGCUCAAAUUCAUGCCAACGAUAAAGAAUAUAAUCUUGCAUCGGAAUAUCUUUCAAUUGGAGUAGAAGCAGCGGAAGAAAACAAUUCCAGUUAUCUCAAAACACAAUUUCUUCUCAAUCGUGCAAUGAUUUUGAUUAUUGAAAGAAAAUCCAACGAUGUCAUAUCACUUCUCAAUCAAGCCGGAGCUUGUUUAGAGACCAUUCAAAACCUAAAUCUUAAAGAAUAUUCAAGAGUUUUUCAUCUUAUACUUCAAGUGUCGAAUUCACUUCAAUUGGGUCAUGUAAAAUCUGUUAAGGAAAUUCUCAAGCAGUUACAAAGAAUCAUUCAGACAAUUGUAAGCACAAAUUGGCCACCUGAUGAACAGAUCUUUGGACAACAACCUACCGAACACUUCAUGUGGCUGCCAAAAGAACAACUUUUUGUUCUUGUCUAUGUUCUUACAGUCUCCCAAUCAAUGAUUAGCGGAUUUCUUGAAAAGACACAAAAGUACACUGAAAAGGCAUUAACACAAAUUGAAAAGCUGAAAGCACAAGAAAAUAAGCCAAUUUUGGCAGUUUUUGAAGUCAUUCUAUUAGAACACAUUGCUAUGUGUCGACUCAUUACAGGAAACCGGUCGUGGGCCAUAAAAGAAAUUUCUGAUGCGAAAGAUAUUUGUCUUGCUUCACCCAACAAAUCACUGCUCAAAACCCAUUCAGCUCAGCUUCAUUGUUUGUUGGGACUUUAUGCAAUGUCCGGAAACAUUUAUGAUCGAGCGGAAUUGCAGUUUAAGACAUCGGUGCAAGAAACAAAUCAUAAAGAGUUGAAAUUAUUCAGCAAUCUUAACUUAGCAGUCGUUUAUUUACGGAUGGGACAAGAUGACAAGUUGAAGGAACUUCUCAAUCAUAUUGCUGCUGAAUACACUCCAAAUUUUAGCAACCAAGCUUUAUUAGGCAGUUACUAUUGGGUCCAAGGCUUGAAUUCAUUCUACAAAGGUGGAUUUCAUGAAGCGAAACGUUUCUUGCGUGAAUCCUUAAAAAUGGGGAAUGCUGAAGAUUUGAAUCGACUGACUUCGUGUUCCUUAGUACUUCUAAGUCAAGUGUUCUUGAGUAUUGGAAACUCGAAAGAAGCAAUGAACAUGGUUAUUCCAGCAAUGCAACUUGCUGGUAAAAUUCCCGACGUUAAUGUUCAACUUUGGGGUAGUUCAAUCCAAAGGCAAUUAUAUAAACAACUAGGACAAUUGCAAUCUGAACAAGAAGCUUUCCGACAGCAUAAAAUCUACUCACAAACCUUGAUAAAUGAUCAGUACAAAUGUGGACAAAUGAUGCAACAUGUUCUUCUUGAUUGGAUUUCAAAUGAACCGCCAGCAACUGUUGAAUCCACAGAUUUUCAAAUGGCUAUGCCAUCAACAUCAAAUUUUACUGGAACUUAUCAUCAAUAGACUCAUAAUAUGAAUAAUUACUUAAAUUGCAUACAUUUGUAAUUGAAACUGACUUUCCAUUACUGAAAGGUUAUUGAGUAAGAAAAAAAAUUUUGAUUUUUUUUGUUCUUUGAAUUUUAUGUUCUUUUUUAUUCUGAAAUCUUAGCUUAAGAAAUUUUUUUCAUGUUCAUGUGUAGCUUUAGUUCACUAAUAACUUCAUAGAUAAAUUAAAUAAAAAAGAAAGAAAACUUUUGAAGAAACAAAUAUUUUAGUUUCUUAUUUAUUAAUUGGAUCGCUUUGAAAGAUUACUUAUUAAGGGUCUAUUUGUAUUUAAGGACUUAUUUAUGUUCUUGUAUAAUUAAUUAUGAGAACAAUUGUAAUAAAAUCACAGAUUAAAUACUUGCACGAAGGUUAUAAACUUUAUUUCAAUUAUUUUCAGAUUAUUGAUAUGAAAUAAAAAUUAAACUGUCGGAAACACAAAAAAAAUAAAAAUUGUGUUAAAUGACCUUCUGAUAUUUAUCGUGAACAUAAAAAAGAAUAAUUAUGUG
This is a messenger RNA of Clunio marinus, 2430 nucleotides long. The record is from the annotation of a GenBank genome assembly. NCBI's taxonomy places the organism in Eukaryota, Metazoa, Arthropoda, Insecta, Diptera, Chironomidae.